CCGGUUUCUCAAUAUUACCAUCAUGGCCUUGAAGGGAAUCAAAGUAGUCGAGUUUGCUGGUCUUGCCCCAGGACCUUUCGCAGGUCUUAUUUUAGCAGACAACGGGGCGACUGUCGUUCGAAUUGACAAACCAUUCUCAUCCUCGUCUCCAGAUAUAUUAUGUAGAAACAAACGGUCGCUAGCUAUCAAUCCCAAAACGCGCAGUGGCCUUGAUGUUUUGAAGAAAUUGAUCGCGUCCUCCGAUGUCCUUAUUGACCCCUUCCGGCCAGGUGUGAUGGAACGCCUAGGACUUGGACCAGACGUAUUUUUGGAUACAAAUGGCAAGGUAGGUCUCAAUAAGAAGCUCAUAUAUGCCAGAAUAGCUGGCUUUCCGAGAACCGGGUCUCAUAAAAACAUGGCCGGACACGAUAUCAACUAUCUCGCUCUGAGCGGAAUAUUAUCCAUGCUUCCCGGCAGUCACGAUCGCCCUACCUUCCCCCUAAAUCUUCUUGCCGACUUUGCCGGUGGAGGUUUGAUCUGCGCUCUUGGAAUCAUAUUAGCACUCUUCGAACGCAAUUCAAGUGGUUGUGGGCAAGUUGUUGAUGUGGAUAUGGUGUCUGGUGCCCGAUACGUUUCGUCUUUCCCUCUCAUUCACACCCUCAAUCCAUCUACCGGCACAUUCGCCAGGGACCGCGGUGACAAUCUUCUCGAUGGUGGUGCGCCGUUCUAUAACAUUUAUCCGUGUAAAGACGGCGCCUGCAUGUCGGUGGGGUGCUUGGAGCCCCAGUUCUUCAAGACCUUCAUCGAGCACUUCGUCAAGGCGCUUCCCAAUGAUUUCAAGCAACAAUACAGAUGGAACCCCGAUCCUUUCAUUCAAUUUGAUCGUGAUGCUUGGCCCAAACUCAAGAAUUUCUUGGAACUCGGUUUCAAAACAAAGACUCGUGAUGAAUGGGCCACAGUGUUCAUGAACACUGACGCAUGUGCAAUACCGAUACUUACUCCUAAAGAAUCAAGUAAGGUAGAGGAAUUUGGGCAACAAUCUGUACCACUUCCUCACCCCAGAAUUCUGAGUAAAAAACAGAACACAACAACAAUGGUCAUCGAUUCAGAUACAAUCGAGCUUCCGCCUGGACAGCAUACUGAGGAGAUCCUCGAAGAGCUUGGACUUACGAAUAGUGAAUAUCAAAGGCUGGUGCAGGACGGUGCGAUAGAAGUUUCGAGAUCCAAAUUAUGAUUGUGUAGCCCAGUACACAGCGUUGUAGAUUUCCUAUUCAAUGGCAA
Lentinula edodes (shiitake mushroom) is the source of this 1260-nucleotide messenger RNA. Its product is annotated as CoA-transferase family III. The transcript has 8 exons. The coding region runs from base 23 to 1213 and encodes 396 amino acids. Gene Ontology annotation, molecular function: catalytic activity. Lineage: Eukaryota; Fungi; Basidiomycota; Agaricomycetes; Agaricales; Omphalotaceae. The record is from RefSeq and is a predicted model, not a curated record.